Penicillium coprophilum is the source of this 1005-nucleotide messenger RNA. RefSeq names its product aminoglycoside phosphotransferase family protein. The transcript has a single exon. The coding region runs from base 1 to 1005 and encodes 334 amino acids. NCBI's taxonomy places the organism in Eukaryota, Fungi, Ascomycota, Eurotiomycetes, Eurotiales, Aspergillaceae. The record is from RefSeq and is a predicted model, not a curated record.
AUGACGGGACCUUCGAGUGAGUUUCCAUCCGAAGACAAGGAUUUUGCAACCGAGGCCCCAUGCGAAGAAACGAACUCUCCAAGUGAGGUUCCAUACGAAGAUAAGAAUCUUCACAAAGGGCACCGAUAUAUCAAGAAGGGCAACACUCUACUACCAUGCGCCUCAUAUGUGGAUCCACUCAGCCUUGAAGCUGACGAAGAGCUGAUGUAUGUUCUUGAUAAACAAAUGGGCAGACUUGUGGUCGAAUUGGACGCUUCCUGGGUGAUCAAGUCAGGGUUCGGAGUGCGAUCUGCCGAAGCAGAAGCGAUGAGACUUGUGUUCAAAAAUACCAAAAUUCCGGUUCCUGAAGUGCUUUUCACCGAUUUUCAUGCUGAUAAAGCUCAAAUGGAGACGGACACGGAAACUGAUGAGCCUUUAAAACCCAACUUUUAUAUACCCCAAGGAUUGAUUGCGAUGACUAUUAUUCCCGGAAUACCCCUGGAAAAGAAAUGGGACAGCCUAGACAGCGAGUCUAAGGAGUCAAUAUGCAUUCAACUUUGGAAUCUAAUCUCAGCAAUCCGAAAUGUCCCUCGUCCACAAGAGCUUCAGGGGGUGUAUCAAUGUGCCGCGGAUGGCUCUCUAUCCCAGGACCCGAUGCUACAGGAUCUGAAAAAACCCGCUCGACCAAUUACCAGCGACUUGGAGUUACGUGGGAGAAUAUACGAACGCUACAUACACUGCGGAGGGAGGCGGUAUGAGAAUCAACUGCUAGAUAUGUUACCCCGGUCAGAAGACUCGGUAUUCACCCAUGCCGACAUUGCGCCACGUAAUGUGAUGGUAGACGAACAGAACAUUAUCACCGGGAUUCUUGACUGGGAAUCAGCGGGAUGGUAUCCGGACUACUGGGAGUAUGCACAGAUCAUGCGGCCGGCCUUUCGGGGGGACUGGUCGGUGUGGAUGAAGAAGACAGCACCACGGCAGUGGGAUCUUCAAGGAAUCAACGCUUCAAGAAAGGUUCUGUUUUAA